AUGACAUCCUUUGAAGAAUUCGAAGCCAACCCGCCGCGGACGGAGGCUGAUCUCGAAAAACUUGCCCAGAAACAAGUGGCACCAGCCGCGGUAAGAUUUCCAUUAUUCUCCCUUGGAUUGGCUCCUCCUCAGCAACUGACCCCGGCCCGUAUCUUCUUCUCGACCUACCAGGUGCCCGAAGGAUACCUCUCGCAAUUACGCGCACAUUUGAAGGAGUUUCCCCACGACUUUCUAUACCACUUGACGCCGUUUGAAGGUAAUGGCUUUGGCAUGAUCAAGUGUCUCGAACCCGGCUGCUCGUCCUAUUCCAUCCCCCUCAAACCACGAACCAAACGACCCGACGGCGGCCGCUCGACCGGUGUUGGUGGACUCUCCGAAUUCCAGCAACACAUCAUUGAUCACGAAGAUCACGAAGCACUCAGAGAUCGUCGUGUUGCCCGUCGGGAGGAGCGAAAUUCAGCUUCGCCCAUCCCGCAACGUGCUUCCGAGAGCAGGACUUCUCAAGCGGCCGUCCAGCCCAUCACCCUAAACCUGGAUACCGAAGUUACCAAGCCUAAUCGUCUUACUCCUCUCGACAAUAAUCCCAAUUUGUCUCGCCCCCCCUCGUCCUCCAGGAGCCAAUCAACGAGUUCUCGACCCGCCAAAAAGAUGCACAUGACCCCGGGGCGCUCUGGCGCUUCCAGCAAACCCAUGCGCCAGACUCCAGUGAUCGAUUUGUCGUCUUCUGACGACAACCUGGGCGGAUCAAGUUACCCGCGGACGAGCACCUCGAGCCCCUCCAAACAACGACCCGCGAUUAUCGAUGUGGAUACCUCAGACGGUGACUCGGAUCCUAAGAUCACGACCGUCAAAACCUUUGGCAAAAGUACUGCACCGAUCGAGGUGGACGACGUCAAACCGAAAACGUUCGGCUCAAGCAAGCCAGCUAUCGAUGUCGACGAUCUCAAGACCUGGUCGGACGACGACGAUCCGAUGGUUUGGUUAGAUAGUCAAGGCUUUGUUCCUUCCGCCCACUUGCGAAACCCGAAGCCGUCUGUCACGCCUGUGCCCACCAGUCGCCUCAGCUCGUCGAUCUUACACGGCCGAUCGAGUGCCACACCGACAGGCUCCAUGGCGGAUCGCAAGCCGAAUCUGCCCGGCCAUCUUUCCUCCCACAAGAAGCCCACGCCCAAAUCGCGCUUGGAGGCCGUGAUCGCUGGCUCUCCUUACGAAGAGAUGAAGCGACAUUUGGGCGGCGAUCGAUCGCUCAAGGCCGAGCCUCACAUCAAGGCCUCCUCUCUGUUCUUUUCCUCCCCUCAAGUCCCAAGCCCCUCGACGAGUGCGCUCGCCAAUUUCAAACGAGAGUCUACUGCCCAGUUGUUCGGAAACCAUGGCGGGCCAGCAUCGGGCAUCCCGUUCAUGAAGGCCGAUCCGUUUGGAGACCACAAACCGAGCGGGAGUCAGUUCCCGAAAAGCGAUCCCUAUGGGGACCAGAAGCCUAGUGGGAUUCACAAUCCGUGGGCUCACGAGAGCGACGAGGACUGCUCAGAUGACGAUCCGAAUCAUGUCUCAAAUCUCAUGAACUCCGUCAGCCGACUGUUGCCUCCCAACAUGUUCCUCAACUCGCCUAACCAUCUCGAUCCGACCUCGCCUUACUAUACUCCGCCCGUCCGGCUCGAAGAUAGUCACGAAUUCCUCACUCAAGCCGUCCAGAAUAUGAACUUCACUCAUAACGCUACCGUCGCUGGCGCCCGUCAAGAACUCGGCCUGGUUGAGGGCGAAGAACCUCGGCUCGAGGGCCUGCAAGUCUUACUUAUGCCUCAUCAGCUCAUUGGCGUCGCUUGGAUGAUCAAACAAGAAAAAUCGAAGAACAUGGGUGGGAUCCUAGGUGACGAAAUGGGUCUUGGGAAAACCAUUCAAAUGAUUGCCACGAUGGUCAAGAAUCGGUCGGAAGAUUCGAAGAUUAAAGCCACCCUUAUAUUGGCCCCCUUAGCCCUCUUGAGUCAGUGGAAGGAAGAAAUCGCGGAACGAUCGACCUGUGAUUUAAGUGUUUUAAUAUAUCAUUCAAGCACUAAGGUGGCUGAACGCAAGAAGGUUUCGAACUACGAUGUGGUGAUCACCACGUUGGAUACUCUUAGGGGCGAUUGGUGGGACGACGAGGAUAGCGAGACUCCCAAGAAGCCACGCGGACUUUACAAGAUUGAUUGGUACCGAGUGGUGAUCGACGAAGCGCAAAUCAUCCGGAACCGUCAGUCGAAGAAGAGUCGAGCGGUGUGCGCAUUGAAGUCGGUCUAUCGAUGGUGUUUGACGGGUACGCCGAUCUUCAACAAUUUAUGGGACAUCUACCCAUACCUCCGAUUCUUGCGGAUCCGUCCCUACAACGACCAUCAUCGAUUCCGCGACCACAUCUCGCGGUAUGAGAAGAAGAAGCCUAACCUGGCCACCCAACGUGCCCAGGCUGUCCUGGGCACCUGCAUGCUUCGGCGACAGAAGGAUUCGAAAUUGGACGGCAAGCCGCUCAUCGUCUUGCCCCCCAAACACGAGGAAGACGUCAUGCUUCCCAUGUCCCCUGACGAACGUGAGGUCUACGACAUGCUCGAGAAGAAAGCUCAGCGCAAGUUUAAUGUGUUCCUCAGAAGAGGUACCGUCUUGAAGAAUUUCGCUUGUAUCUUGGUCUUGCUCCUCCGACUGCGACAAGCCUGUGGACAUCCGGAGCUUGCGAUUGAAGAGGAUUCAAGUCCGCAAAAUGUCGACGACUCGGCCGACCCCGAGUUCGCCGAUCCAGAAAGCGAACUCGCACGGGCUAUCCAAGAACGAGGCCAGGAAUGGGUCGACAACACGAAAAAGAAAUUCGAAGCCGAGGCCCAAGAGUUGGUUAAAGCUGAGCUCCAGGACCGCAACGAGGCCGCUGCUCCUGAAUGCCCGAUUUGCAAUGAUCCACUGGAUGACACCUCGCGUAUCACGGCGUGUGGACAUGUGUUCUGCGAAGGCUGUCUGGACACACUCUUGAUGCAACCACGCACGGUGAUGGACGACGAGACUGUGACAGACCCGAACAAGAUCACCAAGCCCUGUCCGAACUGUCGGGCCCCGUUCCGUCGGCUCGAUACCUAUCUCAAAUCCGCCUUCCUCCCUCCCGCCGAUAAGAUCGAGGACGACGACAACGAAGAGUUGCCCGACUCUGGUGUCACCCUGCAUCGCAAGAUGCGCAAUGGUAUCCUCGACGAUUCUGACAAUGAUGAUGAGAAAACUUCCGCUAAAGGAAAGGAAAAGGAGAUUUGCUAUCGCUCCGGAUGCGUGCCCUCAACUAAACUCGCGUGGCUCUUGAAACAAAUCGAGGACGUGAAGAAAGAGAACCCGACCGACAAGAUCAUCGUCGUUAGUCAAUGGACAAGCAUGCUAGCCAUAUGCGGCACCUUCCUUCGCGAACGAGGGCUCCGUUUCGUCUCUUAUCAAGGAGACAUGAACACUGUCGAACGUAAUCAGGCCGUCAAGAACUUCAAGACCAAGCCGGAAUACUCGAUCAUGUUGAUGUCGUUGAAGUGCGGCGGGGUCGGGCUGAACUUGACAUGCGCAAACCGGGUCGUUUCGCUCGAUCUUGCAUGGUCGCCAGCGAGUGAAAAACAAGCGUUCGAGUAG
Puccinia graminis f. sp. tritici CRL 75-36-700-3 is the source of this 3618-nucleotide messenger RNA. RefSeq lists its product as uncharacterized. Gene Ontology annotation, molecular function: ATP binding; ATP-dependent chromatin remodeler activity. The record is from RefSeq and is a predicted model, not a curated record. Lineage: Eukaryota; Fungi; Basidiomycota; Pucciniomycetes; Pucciniales; Pucciniaceae. The transcript has 15 exons. The coding region runs from base 1 to 3618 and encodes 1205 amino acids.